Molecule: messenger RNA, 876 nt
Organism: Annulohypoxylon maeteangense
Lineage: Eukaryota; Fungi; Ascomycota; Sordariomycetes; Xylariales; Hypoxylaceae
Exons: 2
Coding region: 242-856 (204 amino acids)
Molecular function (GO): acyltransferase activity, transferring groups other than amino-acyl groups
Source: RefSeq, a predicted model, not a curated record
CUCAUGAGAGUUAGAAACAAAGAUCAAUACAACCUGAUGUAACAAUUCGAAUCUAGUCUUUUUUAAAGUAUCUCAUGUUUAAAAUAGAGGCUCAUAUUAUAUCUGUUCUACAGUCUUUGACCACGUUUUCUGGCGUUUGAAGUCCCGGAGUCCCGGAUAUAUCUCAAAACUUAGACUCACGAUCAUCAAGCGAACGAGUAUAAAUAUAGUCAUAUUAGAUAAGUAGAUCUAAAUAUAGAAAAUGGCACAAAACGGUGAUGUUGUUAAUGGCUCGCCGUCCAAGGCCUCAAACCUCACAAUCGAGUUCCCACACAUCUCACUCGCAGAAGAUGAAGGCUUCACCACUGCGCUCACAGAACUCGUGAAUGCCGGAUACUCCGAGGCCGAAGCUGGCAUCUUCAAGCCAGGCUACCUGCGCACCUCAGCAAGCGAGAUCGCAAGCUUCAUAAAAACCGGCAUCCUAGUCGUCGCAUCAGCACCGUCUCCCGAGACGACUUCAAAACGUAUCCCGUUGGGCUGUAUCUCAAUCAAGAAACUUGCCGAAAACCGCGCCGAGCUCGGAUUAUUCGCGGUUGCUAUCGAGCAGCGCGGGAGUGGAAUCGGAAGGGACCUAAUGGAUUGGGCGGAGAAAUGGUGUCUUGAUAACUGUGGCGGUUCUGGGGUUGCUAUUGCUCAACUCGAUUUACUGGUCCCAACUCAUUUCACACAUACGUUCAAGGUGCGGUUGGAGUUAUGGUACACGAAGCGAGGAUAUAGCCUCACGGGGAGCCGCGACUUCGCGCUUGACUACCCCAGCCUUGCGCCUCAGCUCGCAGGGCCGACGGAGUAUCGUGUGUAUGAGAAGACGUUAGUAUAAAUGAGGAAUGGAUACCAUCU